ACGGCGGGACAGGAGUCGCAAUGGCAGCUCAUGCUAGCGAGCUGGAAAUAGCAAAGAAAAACUUAACUGAUGCCAUCGGGGAUAAUGUCAAACAUUAUUGGGCAAACCUGAAACUUUGGUUCAAGCAGAAAAUCAGCAAAGAAGAGUUCGACAUCGAGGCACGUCGUCUCCUCGCUCAGGAUAAUGUUCACGUCCACAACGAUUUCCUGCUGGCAAUUCUGACACGAUGUCAGAUAAUUGUGUCCACACCAGAAGGAGGUUCAAUGCAGUGGACAAGUGGAUCUGCCUCCAAGCCUGGGAAGCCAAAAGGAAAGAAGAAAUGUUCCUCUGUUCGUCAAAAAUUUGAUCACCGCUUCCAACCUCACAACCCGCUGACCGCAGCACAGCCGUUCUGUGUGCGGGAGCCAGGCCCUGGGGUGGAGGAGGAGGAGCUGCGCCUUAGCGCCCACACGCUGCUGCUGCCCACACGCGGUCAGCUGGAGGCCCGCAUGAUCGUCACCGCCUUCGAGAUGGGCUUGGACAAUGUGACGGAGGAUGCCGUCAGCACCAUGGCUUGUGCUCUGGAGGUCCAUCUGAAAGAUGUCAUCAGCGCUGUGGUCUCCAGGAGAAAAGCCUAUCGUCUGCGUGAUGGUCAUUUCCAGCAUGCCUUCAGCAGUGACAUCACACCUCAACCAUAUCUAAAAAACAGUGUGGCAGCUUACCAAAGUGUCAUGGAGUGCCCGCCCCCCAGCGCCUCACUUCCAGUAGGCCCACCCCCUCAGGUGUCACCAGACGAGGCUGAACAGCAGGCAGCACUCCUAUUGGCCUGCUCUGGUCACAAUCUCCCUGCCCCUUUACCUCCUAUUAACAUGUAUGACUUAUUGGAAGCAUUACAGGUCCAUCGGCGGGUCAUGCCCUCUCACACCAUGUACGCUCUGAACAUGGAGCGCAUCCUGGCCAGGCUGUGGCACCCCAGUCACGAGGAGCUGGAGCAAGACCGUGUGCAUCGCCAACGGCUCGCUGCCAAGGAGGGCCUGCUGGUCAGCUAAGACCACUGCUCUCCGUCUGGGGCAGUGGCCAGUACCCAGCCACCGGGGCCCCCACAGGACUGGUACAUCCCUGGCGAGUUGACCAGGUGAUAGUCGGACUUUUGAGGAAGCCACGUUUCGCACACAUGGUCCAAAGUUGAGGCCCAGUUACAGACUGGUGGGUUGUGGGAGAUGACCUUCACACUGAGCUGGUGCUGAUCUGUGUAUGCCCAGCAGUUCUGGGUUUGAGGCCCCCGGGUGGUGGAUUAUCAGUAAUGUUGUUUUCCUAACUAUAUUCGUACCUGUUUUUUUGUAAAUAUCUUUAUAUUUGUUUUAUAGCCAUACAAAACACCUAGAGGAAAAUAAACUGUAAGAGCAAAAAAAACUAAA
This is a messenger RNA of Alosa alosa (allis shad), 1397 nucleotides long. RefSeq names its product transcriptional adaptor 1 (gene tada1). Gene Ontology annotation, cellular component: SAGA complex. The record is from RefSeq and is a predicted model, not a curated record. Bases 21 to 1028 code for a protein of 335 amino acids. The transcript is spliced from 8 exons. Gene Ontology annotation, biological process: regulation of transcription by RNA polymerase II. Gene Ontology annotation, molecular function: transcription coactivator activity. Lineage: Eukaryota; Metazoa; Chordata; Actinopteri; Clupeiformes; Clupeidae.